CACACAUCACGCUUGUUUCCUGGUCGUUGCUAACAACCUGCUGCCUGUAACUUCAUCUGCCCGCCGUCCCCUCAUGCAUUGACGGCUUCCAGCGGCGGGUGUUUUGGGGGAUGUGUGCGGGGAUGAAGCGGCCGUGUCGACGCUGCUGAGGGCGGCCGGACUGGCUGCAUGCUGCUCCGGUUCUCUCUGCCUGCUGUCUGACGCUGGGGGGGUUGCAGUGUGGCCUCCAGCCGCGGCUGCGAUUUAACUUCAUUUCUCAACGUCGCUCUCCUCUGAAAUUAUGUUUAUUUAUUAAGAUGGCGGCGAGAGGAACACUGUAAACUAAAUGACUGUCAGAAACAUCGCCUCCAUUUGUAAUAUGGGCACCAAUGCCUCUGCUCUGGAGAAAGACAUCGGCCCGGAGCAAUUCCCAAUCAAUGAACACUACUUUGGAUUGGUCAAUUUUGGAAACACAUGUUACUGUAACUCGGUGCUCCAGGCGCUGUACUUCUGCCGGCCAUUCCGGGAGAAUGUUCUGGCGUAUAAAGCCCAGCAGAAGAAGAAAGAGAACCUGCUCACAUGCCUGGCCGACCUCUUCCACUCCAUCGCCACGCAGAAGAAGAAAGUGGGCGUCAUCCCACCCAAGAAGUUCAUCUCAAGACUACGGAAAGAGAACGAUCUGUUUGAUAACUACAUGCAGCAGGACGCCCACGAGUUCCUCAACUACCUGUUGAACACGGUGGCCGACAUCCUGCAGGAGGAGAAGAAGCAGGAGAAGCAGAACGGACGCUUGAAGAACAACGGCACCGCCAUCGCUGCGGAGACCGAGACGGAGAACAAGACCACCGAGCCCACGUGGGUCCAUGACAUCUUCCAGGGGACGCUGACCAAUGAGACGCGCUGCCUCAACUGUGAAACAGUGAGCAGCAAAGAUGAGGAUUUUCUGGAUCUUUCUGUGGAUGUGGAGCAGAACACAUCGAUCACACACUGUCUCAGGGACUUCAGCAACACAGAGACUUUGUGCAGUGAAUACAAAUACUACUGUGAGACGUGCUGCAGCAAGCAGGAGGCACAGAAACGGAUGCGUGUGAAGAAGCUCCCCAUGAUCCUGGCUCUCCACCUGAAGAGGUUUAAGUACAUGGAGCAGCUGCACCGCUACACCAAGCUCUCCUAUCGAGUGGUUUUCCCCCUCGAGCUCCGUCUGUUCAACACGUCAGGAGAUGCAGUAAACCUGGAUCGCAUGUACGAUCUUGUGGCUGUGGUGGUGCACUGUGGCAGCGGCCCGAACAGAGGUCAUUACAUCACCAUUGUGAAGAGUCACGGCUUCUGGCUGCUGUUUGAUGAUGACAUCGUGGAGAAAAUUGAUGCCCAGGCCAUCGAGGAGUUUUACGGGCUUACCUCAGAUAUCUCCAAGAACUCCGAGUCAGGAUACAUCCUCUUCUACCAGUCCAGGGAGUGAGCGAGUUGUACCAGAGACGCACACGAGGAGACUGAAUAGGAUGAGACUUUUUUUUUUAAUUUUUUUUUACCUUCAGCCUGACAGACUCCUGACAUUUUUCAUCUCAUCCUGCUCCCAUUCCCAAAGCCCCCCUCCCCCUCCCCCGAAGUAUGUGCCAAUCCUCUGCCUCUCGAUUCCUCUGGGUUUACCUGUCAUUAAUCUCUCUCUCUCUCUCUCUCUCUCUCUCUCUCUCUCUCUCUCUCUCUCUCUCUCUCUGUGUAAUUUGCUUCUUGCCUUUUAGUCACCUGCAUCUGGACUGCACUUUAGAAACAAAAAGCAAAAAUGCUCAACAGCAUGACAUUAACAUAAAAGGAGUGUACACUGGCUUUGUGUAGACGUGUGUGUGUGAAUCCUGCAGACGAGUCUGGUGCACAUACAGACUUUUUGUACGAUAUAAUUUUUAUGUAUAUAAUGUCGACUUCCAUGCUGUGUCACCCCCCUUAUAAAUCCUUACAGUAGGGCUAUUUCCCCAGUCACUGUCCCUCUUGUUUGUUGUGCUCCUGUCUCUGAAGGAUGCAUGAGAGGUGAAUGAAGUUGGAGACAAACACUGUAUAAAACUCAGAGGUAGAUUUCAUGUAGUUUUGGAGCAAUAUCGAAGCGAAGCAACAAGCUGAACUACCUGAAGAGGUUCUUAUGUCCCUUUGUAAGCUGCUUGUCCAUCAGCUGUGAUAAGAAAUCCAACUCUGUCCAAUGCUCACUACAGCUGAAAGGAAAUCUCCCUUUGAACCAGCUUAAAUCUUUAUACUAAACCCUAUUUAUUAAACUGUAAGUAUUUAUUACUCUUAUUUCUCAUUCAGAUAAUGAAGUCUUGUGUGUAUUAUAUGACUCUUUUGAGAGUGUUGUAUGUUCAAGGUAAGGUUGUCAACAUGUUUGAUACUCUUUUGAUACCACAAUCUCUGUUAUUCGACUGAUCGAUAGUUUCAGAAAAGUACUGAAAUGACGUCUUAAUCACAAGAUAUGUGCGUAGGAGAGGAUUGAAUCCACUGUUGAAAUUUAGACAGGGUUCAGGAGUUUGUCUUCCAUUAUUGGUCGUUUAAAAAAUGGGGGCGCUGGUGGCGCAAUGGUUAGGGCGCGCGCCCCAUGUAUUGAGGCUGUUGUCUCAAUCGGGUGGCCCGGGUUCGCAUCCCGCCUGUGGCCCCUCUCCCGCAUGUAGUUCCCCGCUCCCUCUCCCUGGUUCCUGACUUUGUCCACUGUCCUCUCUCUCCAUUAAAGGCACAAAAAGCCCAAAAAUAAAUCUUUAAAAACAGGAAAUGAAUUGGGUGCUUGUGGACUUGUAGUUUUGUUGCCGUGGUAACCGAGCAGAUAUCCUUUGAUAUUUACUAGAAUCAAAUCGAAGUUCAAAACCCUAGCUUUUAAUUUAAAUUUGAUCUUUAUUUAAAAGUAUUUUUGGGGUCAGGAUGAAGCCACAAGAAGAUUGGGGAUUUCUUCAGCCUGGAGUCAUAAAGCAGCUUCAUUGGCCAAAAAAGUAAUCCUUGUGGUAAAUCUGCCCAAUCAGCGUACAUCCACCUAAAGUGGUUUUAAGCACAGUCAGGCUCGGUGUUAUUCUGCAAAGUCUUUUAGUUUGUUUUUGUAUUUGUGUAACUUUAGUAUGAUUAAAUUACCCUAUGAAUCUAAGGAUAUUUCUGUAAAAAAAAAAUAUGUUGUUUUUUUUUUUUGGUAGUUUUUUUGAUAACGUUAACAUAAAGGAGAUUGUGUUGUUUUAAAAUACAUGGUAUCAAAAGGUAUUGGAAACUUUAACAACCUUACCAUGGAUGGCAUGGUGUAUGAAAUACACAAUCUGAUGAUACAGCUGAUAAAAUUGGUCUUUAAUUAUUUUUGAGUUUGCAUGUUUCAUAAAAAAAAGGUGAGACGGGUUCAAUGAUAGAAGUGAGACACAGCUCAGACCUCCCUGAUCUUCUGAUCCACAUUUAAACUGUGCAAUAAGAGGGGAAGUGAUCUAACAUGGAUUUCCCAGUGAGACUAAUAUGAUGUAAUUUUAAAUGUUAGUAAUCGAUGUGUUUCUGUUCCCUGUGACGAUUGUUGUGAAUUGUAUUCUCCUGAUUUUAAACUCCUCCCCUUUACAACCAAAGGGGAUCUACAGAGACUUUAAACCACCUUUUUUUUUGUAUCCUUCCCCUUUUUUUUUUUUUACAUUUCUAUGUUGAACUUUCUUUCAAUUUACGUUGUCCCUGACUUUGAUGAUGUAUACAUCGUGUCAUACAGUUUGUAGCCCACUGAAACCCUUAAGCUUCAAUGUUACUUCAUACAGUAUCCCUCGUACUCUAGGUGUUUUCAGUCUUUAGCUCAUGUUCUGUAGAAUAGUUCAACAUCUUGUUCUCAUGUGAAAGACAUUCCUGUUUUGCUGCACAUCGCAGGAGUUACCAUCUCAAACACAUCUCAUUAUUUACUGUGUGAGGUAGCGAUAGGUGUGUGUGUGUGUGCGUGUGCGUGUGUGUGUGUGUGUGUGUGCGUGUGCGUGUGCGUGUGCGUGUGCGUGUGCGCGUGCGCGUGCGCGUGCGCGUGCGCGUGCGCGUGUGCGUUCAGGAGGGGCAGAAUUUAAAGUCAAACUCUGGGUGUCGGAUUGUUUCUGCUAUUUUUUUUUUUCUGUUUAGUUUGUUACCGGGUGAAGCCACGAGGAAAAUGUGCCAAAACUGGAGUCGACACUGACCUUUGCAGCAGAACAUUAUUUUCUUUGUAAAGAUACAACUGUACAUAUAUAUUAUGUAGAAAAAAAAAACACUUCUGGAAAUAGGAAAAUAUUUUUUUAAAGCGAAGAUCUUAAAAUGUAAAAACACUCAAAGAUUUGAGCUGAUCAUUAAUGAACCCCUGUUCAGAAACACUUGUUAUUUUACAGUCACUUGAUUACAUAAUCACAUCUGUCAUGUUGUUUCUUUAACUGGCUUACACUGAGCCAGGUUAGAACAGUAGCAGGAUUAGUCUUAGUCAUUUUACACCUUUUGGGGGGAAACAGGAAGGAGACUGACGCUGAUCUUCCAUUAACACUUAUGCACUCUGCCUCACUGACACGCUCAGUUGUUGCACUUGGUCUUAUUUAUGGAACUGUGAUGGAUUUCUACCUGAGAGCUUCAGGUGUAGAGUCCUGCAGGAGGCUGGGAUCUGAUCGAGCCGGUGGGAGGGAAAGAGGAGAUGAACUGAAAGUGCACUUUAUUAGUGAUGAGCUUCAAUGCUUUAACAUGAAGAACCACAUUUUAACACACUCAUCUUUGAGUUUUUGUUUUCUGUUCAAUAAAAUGACUAUCAACUACA
Messenger RNA from Labrus bergylta (ballan wrasse), 4723 nucleotides. RefSeq names its product ubiquitin specific peptidase 46 (gene usp46). Lineage: Eukaryota; Metazoa; Chordata; Actinopteri; Labriformes; Labridae. The record is from RefSeq and is a predicted model, not a curated record. Gene Ontology annotation, biological process: protein deubiquitination. Gene Ontology annotation, cellular component: nucleus; cytosol. Gene Ontology annotation, molecular function: cysteine-type deubiquitinase activity.